Messenger RNA from Phyllotreta striolata, 558 nucleotides. Lineage: Eukaryota; Metazoa; Arthropoda; Insecta; Coleoptera; Chrysomelidae. The record is from the annotation of a GenBank genome assembly.
AUGUUCAAAACUAUAGCCAUCGUCUUCCUAAUAUCCCACAUAAACACCAUCGAAGGAUUCUUCGUCAGCGGCCGGGACGUCAGAAGGUUCUUCGGCCUGACGCCGGCCAACAUCUUCAAGUGGCUGCGCAGCGACUCCGACCAAGACCUCCGGGAGGAGUACGGGGAGCUGUACAAGAAAAUCUACCCGGAGAGCAUCAACGAGAAGCUGCGCAAGUACUCCACGGAGCACCCGGCGGAUCUGCUCGAUUUGGAGGAUUCGAAGCGGCACGAGAGGAUCGAGAGUUUGACCAAGGGCGCGUCGCGCCAGAAACCGGGCAGGGCCCACAAGGGCGAAUCCGGCAGGAUUUUUAGGGUGAAAAUCGUAACGGAAGAGGAGACGGGCGGUAAGAUCGACGAUGAUCUGCAGAAAAUUGUGCUGGUUGUACCAGAGAAAGGAGCUAAAAACCACCUACAAGCUUACCACGACGACGACGAUCAGUAUUUCAAAUAUUUAAGCAGCUACCCGGAGACCACUCACGAGGAUAUUUCCAACGAUCCCUCGUUUUUGUACAAGUAG